AUGUCUAUUUACAGCGGGUGUCUGAUGGAACGGCAUUCGGAAGCUGACCCCGGCUUGCCCUGUGAGGCCCACCUCGUCAAACAUGCACACCAUGCGGCUCGGGACACGAUUGCAUGGGCACUGGACCUCAGACAAAUAAUCUGGCAGGUCAGCCAAUGUCAGGCCUCUACUCCGUACUGCGUAGAAUGCAGAUGCAGAUUAAAGGUCUUGCGGAAAGUGGAGUGUGUUGUCAACGGAAGCCGGAGGACGGAGCCGCGGUACAUACUACUGGGCGCCACUACAAGGUGUCGAGGUCGAGGGAACUCAACAUCCUUCAGCCACCUGGGCUGACAUCGCUUGAGAGCUUGACAGACGAGCGUAUCCGUACAAGUUACAACAUGUCUGAGACAUUGGGACUGUGCUCGUCGAUGAUCGGAUCAGUGAUCAGUGGCUUGCCAGACCCCCACUCCACGGAAGCCUGUCCCUCAGGCUCGGGGAUCUUUUGGAAACGUGACUCUGGUCGCACAUGGAAGAGCUGGCGUGCACAGCAACAAUUGAGCAAAUCCAAUCGUCUUCAGCGCCCCUGACGCCAGUAACGCCACGACGAGACAAACCGAGAGAGCGCUUGCCGGGGGUUGAAAUUCAAAGCCGCAUCUAAAUACCUCAUGGAACGUAUCAGUCGAGCUCCGAUUCUGUCUUCGCAUGUCGAGCUAGCCUCCCUGCUUUCGAGUGCGUUUGAGAGGGCAACGUAUGUCUCUUGACUUUGAUGCGGUCGC
This is a messenger RNA of Colletotrichum phormii, 755 nucleotides long. RefSeq lists its product as uncharacterized. The transcript has a single exon. NCBI's taxonomy places the organism in Eukaryota, Fungi, Ascomycota, Sordariomycetes, Glomerellales, Glomerellaceae. Bases 114 to 566 code for a protein of 150 amino acids. The record is from RefSeq and is a predicted model, not a curated record.